Molecule: messenger RNA, 33941 nt
Organism: Pelobates cultripes (western spadefoot toad)
Lineage: Eukaryota; Metazoa; Chordata; Amphibia; Anura; Pelobatidae
Source: the annotation of a GenBank genome assembly
UUAGCGAAUAGCUGUUGUGGUGACGUCACGGCGGGCUGCUAAGGAAGUGCACUGUACUGGUGGAGGUUGGCACAGAGUCCCCUCAUCCAGCAGGAAUGAUGGCAACUCUGGAAGAGACUGUCACCGGGGCACAGAUUGUUGCAGAAGCUUUAGUAGCACAAGUAAGGCUUCUUAUGUGUUGUGCUUCUCUUGUAAUGCUCACCUACCUAUUAUAUCACUUGGUGAACCUAUAUGUCUUAAUCCAGCAUUUAAACUAAUAAUAAUAAUUACCAUGGUGGUUAGUUUUGGGCAUAGCAUCCUUUGUAAGCUAUAUUUCCUUGGCAUGUCUGGCUGAGCGUCAUGGGAAACGUAGUCAUUAGCAACUUGGAGUGCCAGAACGUGACCAUCACUAUAAAAGCUGUAUCUUAAUGUUACAUUAGUGAUCCCACUGACUCACAUAACACUGAAUAGCAACUGUCCAGUGCACCAGUACUGCCUUCAUAGUGCAAUGUAAAUCAAUAUAACACUAGGGAGAAUCUACAGGAUUAAAAAGAAUUCAGUCAAUGUAACAUUUAAAGGGACACUAUAGUCACCAGAACAACUACAGCUUAAUGUAGUUGUUCUGGCGUCUAUAACCUGUCCCUGCAGGCAUUUUAAUAUAAACACUACCUUUUCAAAGAAAAGGCAAUGUUUGCAUUGCUGCCUAUGAACACCUCUAGUGGCAGGCAGAUGGCCACUAGAGGUGCUUCCUGGGUCAGUGCUACACAGUGUAGCUUUGCAUGUGUUUGCUGAUUGUUCCUAAUAGUGAUGCAUUAAGUUCAAUGCGUCUCUAUGAGGAGAUGCUGAUUGGCACUAGCCUUCCAUUGGGAAAGCAUUGGAUUGGCUGAGAUUGUCAAUUUUGAUGAAGGGGGGGCCGGCCAUCUAAUGUGUUUUUAACAUUAUAGGAUCAGCAAUACACGUUUGUACUCCUGACUCUAUAGUGUUCCUUUAAAUUUGAAAUUCACUUUGAAUUCUCACUUUAGUAAAUAAUCCUGCUAAUGAGUGUUUUGAAGAAUUCAUCUUAAUACAAUUGAAGAAUGUGCCACUGAAAUUAUUUUAAAAUAGAAUUGUUUGGCAAUCUCAUUCCUUGUGCAUAUUUUUGGUCUCUGCAAAAAAAAAAAAAAGGUUGAGACCAUCAAUCCCGAUACAAGUCUCAAACCUUUCACUGGACACAAAACACAUGACUUUGUCGUGUAAUAAGGCCAGAGGAUGAGAACACUUGGGGGUGGAGGAGCAGGAGCUUCUGCAGUCAAGACUUGUCAGUUUCCUGAGCUGUCACAAGCAACUGUCUCAGGCAAGUAUAUCAUUUCUUCUGAAACAGCAUUUUACCAAAGCCAAUAGGUGGUUGGGGUGAAAGAGCCAUGUACUGCACUAGAAUAAUGCAGGUGCUGUAUAUACAUGGACCUAUGUUCUUAACACUAUAGUCACCAAAGUAAGCUUAAUGUUUAGCUUAAUGAAGUUAUAGUGUAUAGAUCAUGCCCCUGCAGUCUCACUGCUCAAUUCUCUGUCAUUUAGAAAUUAAAGAACUUCUAAAUGUGUUUUGUUAGUUUUUUUUUUUUGUUUUUUUUUAAUCUCUGUAAAUUGAAUGUUAGCUAUUAGCAGAGAAUGAGAAAAGAAAUGUUAAAUUAAACAGAAUCUGCAAUAAAGGAAGUAUAAACAUUAGAUGACUUUACAGGAAAUGUUUAGGAAGGCUGUGCAAGUCGCAUGCAAGGAAGUGUGACUAGGGCUGCAUAGACAGUGAUUUAACUCCUAAAUGACAGAAUUGAGCAGUGAGACUGCAGGGACAUGAUCUAUACACGAAAAAUGGCUUCAUGAACGGGACUCCAUAGGCACCCAGUCCACUUCAGCUCAUUAUUUCCCAGAUCCAUACCCUGCAAAGAUAAUUAUUGCAGUUUUUAAGAAACUACAAUAAUUACUUUUCAGGGUUAACUCCCCUACAAAACAGCCACUAAAGGGACUUUGAAGUUGCUGUCGGGCAAAUCUUUGUUGUCUAACUGACGCUAAUCGUCCUCACGCUAUGCAUAGGAACAUCUAGCGUCACCCAAACCCCUUAGGAAAACCUUGUAUAAUGAUUUCCUAUGGGUAAAUCCUAAUGUGAGUGCAGCUAUUGCCGUGCAUGUGCAUAAGGUCUCCCCUGCCGAUGCCAGCCAAGGAGCGAAGGCGGACCGAGCCAGCGCUGGACUAAGGUAAGGAUCAGAAGGGGUGAUUAACCCCUUCUGCAUAGCGUGUAUCUCUAGUAAAUUAGUUUGUUUAUAGAACAGCCUGGAAUUGUGUCAUUAACAGGUCCUGUACAUUUAAUUCCUCAUUUCUCAAGAAAUCUGAAUAUUACUUUUAAAAUUGUUUAUAUAUUUGUAUUAUGUUUUUUUUUUCCCUUAGAAUGUAAAGUACAUGUUUGGUAUUGUUGGAAUUCCUGUUAUAGAAGUGGCUAUUGCAGCCCAGGUAGCUGGAAUCAAGUAUGUGGGGAUGAGAAACGAGCAAGCUGUAAGUUUUCCAAAAUUUUCUUCAAGAAAGUAGAACGGUCAUGUGAGAUUUAUGCACAAAAUAGUGUUUUUUGUUUUUUUAUUAUUAUUAUUAUUAUUAUUUUUUUUUUUUAAAUUCUCAACUUUUUAAAAACAUUAUUAUUAUUUGUUCAAUUUUCAUUGUAUGACUAGCUAUCCUGGCGCAGCCAGAGCAUACUAUUCCAUCAUGAAAAAAAGCCCAUAUGCGGAAGCUUUUAUAUAGCAAUUCUCUGCAGAUACCCAUUCCUGUGGGAAAGCAUUGGAUUGGCUGAGAUCAUCAAGUUUGAUGAUCUCAGCCAUGGAGGUGGUGCAAGUCUGAGCCAGCAGUGGCGAGGCUGUCGCAGCGUGGGGGGGAAAUGCAAAUAAAAUCACCUUUUUACUGAUCUGACAGAGGGGUCGGGGACCUAAAUAGUGGGUUUAACAAUAUAGUGUCAGGAAUACAGGUUUGUGUUCCUGACACUAUUGUGUUCCUUUAAUCAAAAUAGGUCAAAUUUUGCAUUACAAUCAUAGAUUUUUUUAUUUUUAUUUUAUUUUUUCAACUAUUGUUUCACCCUACAUGUAAAUAUUAAUCACGACUUGCUGUCUUAGUUAUUUUAUACUUUGAAAAUCCCAUUCUGGAGGCACAUUUAUUUAAAUAAAAAAUGUAAUGAGAAUGAUCCGCAUUAUGGCAGAACUGUGAGCUCUGUUUGUGUAAUCUAUGGCAUGUGAAUACCCCAGCUUUAAACAGGUGAUAUUUAUGCACCAUUCCCCAAAUACCAUAAGCCAAGCGUAGACCACCUUUGGCACUCCAAAUGUUGUGGACCAAAUGUCCCCUGAUGCUUUGCCAUUAUUAUGGCAGUAAGUGCGUUAUGGGAGAUGUAGUCUGGAAUACCAAAGGUUGCCUACUCCUGCCAAGCUAAUAUUACUUAAUAUACUUGGAUGGCCUUUUCUCAUCACUGUUCAGCAGAAAGGUGUAAAUGUACUUUGAUAUGGCUAUUAAUGUAGAAUGCUAAAACCUCCUUUUGCAGGCCUGUUAUGCGGCUUCAGCUGUUGGAUACCUGACCGGUCGGUAGGUAAAGCUAUUUCUAAAUUUAAUUCUAUGGAUCUUGAUUUGUAUACAGAAGUAAAAUAAUCUAAAGCCUAUCACCAAUCACCGUGACUGGGGCUUCUCAUUAUGUAACGGAGUUAUUCUUCUGAAUUCAUCGUAAACCUGUCUUUUUAGUUUGGCCAAUCUCAUAGUUUGUAGGGUUAAAAUAAUUGGGUAGGGCAAAGCACAGACGUGUGCUAUCAUGAGCUUUGUACGUACGUUAUUAUUAUCCUACUAUUUUGCAGAUGUGCAUUCUGUAACUGCAAAAUGCAUUUGCUCGGGCUCUCCUUAAGCUAAAAGGGUAAUCCAGACAUUGAGCCCAUGCUCACUGUGCCUAGAUGGGUAUAGAAACAUAGAAUGUGACGGCAGAUAGGAACCACUUGGCCCAUCUAGUCUGCCCAAUUUUCUAAAUACUUUCAUUAGUCCCUGGCCUUAUCUUAUAGUUAGGAUAGCCUAAUGCCUAUCCCACACAUGCUUAAACUCCUUUACUGUGUUAACCUCUACCACUUCAGCUGGAAGGCUAUUCCAUGCAUCCAUUACCCUCUCAGUAAAGUAAUACUUCCUGAUAUUAUUUUUGAACCUUUGCCCCUCUAAUGUGAGACUAUGUCCUCUUGUUGUGGUAGUUUUUCUUAUUUUAAAUAGUGUUUCCUCCUUUACUGUGUUGAUUUCCUUUUAUGUAUUUAAAUGUUUCUAUCAUAUCCCCCCAUCUCGUCUAUCCUCCAAGCUAUAUGUAUCAGCUACACCUCGUCGAUGAACAAUCUACGGGGUUACAAUCUCGUGCAGUGAGAUGCUGGCAUUUCGAUUCUGGACUGCCCUUACGGGUGGGAUUAGACUGAUCUGCAAUGCUAUAGGUUCUCUAUAAAAUGGCACAAGUAAACAAAAAUCCUUUUAAGAUCUGAAUGUGGACUAAUCGAAGGGCAAGAUAUUUUGCCUGUUCUCAGAGUUCUCAUAUUCUCUGUAUUUAUAGCAAUGUGCCUUAACAUUCAUAUGUGAGUUCUACAAUUAUGAAAUGAGCAAAAGUGUUCCACAUAUACUCUUUGUUCAGUUGCACAUAAUUUAUAGUGACAAUUUGCUGACUGAGGGUGGCAUAUGCCAAAAUUGCACAUUCCCCACAGUGGGGGCAGUAAAAGUAGGCAGAAAAAUGUAUGUUUUCUUUUGCAAAUUUUCUAAAUGUGCAAAAAAACAGGAAUACCAUUUAAAGAUAUUGUCUCCGUUUCUCUCUGGAGACUAGUGCAACUUUCGGUUCUGUUAUUGCUAAAUUAUUUGUAUCCAUCCUUUAUUAAUUAUGUAAUAAUCUGCAUUUUAAAAAAAAAUUAUAUUAUUUUACUUUCAGUCCCGCUGUUUGUCUUUGUGUAUCAGGACCAGGUCUCAUCAAUGCUCUUAGUGGCAUGGCUAACGCCAAUAUGAACUGUUGGUAAGCUUUUCCUUUUCAACUUUAUUGAAUCUUGCAGAGUUAUUGACUACAGUGAGUAUUCAAAGUGAAUUCAAACUAGAUUUAAAAUGUGAAAAUAGCUGAACUGUGAGAAUUCUCUAAGUCAUCCAUGCUUUCUGUUCAGAUACUCUGGCCUUAAAAUUAAAAUCCACUUUGAAUUCUCACUUUAUUGAAAAACUCUGUAGAAUUUUAAGUACAUGACAAUUUAAAUAUAAUGUUAUAUUUGUAUAUGCAUCAUAUUUUCACUUGUUGAAUUAUGCCUUGCCAAGAAUUGUAAGGAGACUCUUCCUUCUUUUUUUGAAACCUAUAAUUUUUUGUCCCCUGUUGCCAUAUUCCCAUUUUUAUUCGGCUGUUGAGAGCUCCAGGAGACCUAUUAUUUGUGUGAACUCUCAUAUGUGAAUGAGCACAACCAGUGGCUCAUUGAAGAUCCUAAAUAGUUUUUCUCACAAAUAGCCAAUUAGAUGUCACAGAGCACCUUUUGCCACAUUUUGCCUGAAAUCCGCAACUAGUUCUUACUUUGUCUUCCUUUUUUUUUUUUUAGUUAUCUUGGAAUUUAAGUGAGGUUCUGUUGCAGUAUAUAUCAGUUUUUCUUAACAAUACUCUUGAUUAAAAACUCUGAUGUAACAGUGCUGCUUUCAAAACAAGGUUAUUAUUUCUCAGAAGUGAUAGGAACCAUACAUGUAUAGGAUAUAUAGAGUUAUUCACUAAAGUGAAUUAAAGGCCAGAGUAGCUGAGCAUAAUGCAUAGCUGACUUUAAAAAUGUUUGGUUUUUCAGUUCGGCUAUUUUGAUUUUGAAUUCACUGUCAAUUCUCCUUUUAAUGAAUAACUUUGGUACAGUGUGUGUGUAUAUAUAUAUAUAUAUAUAUAUAUAUAUAUAUAUAUAUAUAUAUAUAUAUAUAUAUAUAUAUAUAUAUAUAUAUAUAUAUAUUACAGUUUUAUUACCAGAGCUGGAUUUGAAAGUCAGCAGCUGUAUACAGACUCCAGUCUACUAGCGGUGCCUACCUUGACUAUAAAUGUGCUGUUUUUUCCUUUUUUAGAUAUAUUUUUAAAUACUUUUUCAUUUUGAUGUCACCUGUCCCUGUUUCCAUUAUCUCACUAUAUCACUGAAUCAAAUUUCUAUUCAAAUCGUUGAGAACAAUUUAGAAUGAAAAUUGACCUCACAAUUACAAGUGGUAUAGAAAAAUACUAAUUGAGACAAGUUAUGUUACUUAGUUGUUGCUGUUUUUUAAAGUUACAAAAAUAAAUUAUGUUUUGGAAUACCUCCAUUCGAGGGAAGAUCAAAUGAACAGCAUGCCCAGUGUCUCUCUCUGAUAAUAUGCCAUCAUCAUCUCUGAGUGCCAGGGGAAGAAAUUUCUGUAUUUCAUGUUCUUGCCCCUCUGAAUUUCUGGGGGUGCGAGAGGUUAUACUUUGCUUCAGUAGUUAGGUAGGAGGGGGACUGAUGAUGGUUUUGGCAGUGCUACCUAUAAGCUCUGGCAGCAGUCAUUAAUGUCGUGGAAUAAAGCCUUUAUAAAACCCAGAUUGUUGCCUGGAAUGAGUCAGAAUUUGACACCAUUUAAAUAUUAUUCUUGUUUAUUGCCCCGUGCCAGCAGCCUCUGCAGUCUAGGUAAGCACCUUAAACAUAUAUUUUUUUUAUAAAGAUAUGCUCAUGCCUAAUGUGUUUUUCAAAACAUAAUUUUACACUCGCAUUGGAACAGUUUCAAUACAGUUUAUAUUAUUUAUUUGUCAUUGCCGAUUUUCCUGUUCUUUUUAUGUUCCACUUAUCCCAGUUGGGCAACAUAUGCAAAAAAAAUAUGUAUGUAGGAUUUUUGGAUUGCUUCUGAAAACCAGAAUUCCAUAAAGCACUUUAAGGUGUUUGAUGUUUUUGGCUAGUAUUGACUAAUAUCCUUCAGAAAUGCAAGGCUGGCAAUCUUAGUAGAGACUAAUGCAAAACAAUAUGAUUAUAAAAGUUGUCAUUGGCUUUUUUAUUUUCAGUGGUUACUCUUUUCUUAUUUUGUAAAUUAUAUUUUUAAUGUUUGCGCGUUCUCUCUCUCGAUUGGGAGGAAAUGUAGAAAGUCAUGUUCUUGUUUCUUUUUCUAGGCCAUUAAUUGUGUUGGCGGGAUCGUCUGACGCCAAUCAGGAAACAAUGGGAGCCUUUCAAGAAUUUCCCCAGGUACAUGCUGUUUUCCACAUGCAACUUAAAACUCUGUUUUACCACAUAGUGACAAAUGAAUGAAACAUAACUUGGCAAAGAAUUAGAUAAACUAAAGAAUCAAGAUAGAGCCGCAGUAACAGUUACACUUAAAUGUAAGUGGUGCGGACACUGUCAGGAACUAGCUAACCCUAACUUUAAGAAAACUGGUCAUAACAGGACCGAUGCAUACUACUAGGCCUUAGAAAAAUUGGGCUUAAUGUGGGUACUCCCUGGGCUUUAGACAGGCUAGAAUAGUUUAAGCAGAGGUGAAGGCAUUUUCAGAAAUGUCACAAUCUCAUAAACAGAGCCAAGUCUAGGAUGUCUCAGAACAGGAACUUUUAUCAAAGUAAGUAUGUGCUAUUGGAGACAUCUGUGGUGGGCAGAGGAGUUUAAAAAUCAAACCCAAGGUGCGAAAUGUGAUGAAACUGAACUGACGCAUCACUCUCUGAGUAGCACCGGGCUCAACACCAAUAAUUUGAGCUGUGGCAGAGCGUCAAGCAUCACUAAUGUUGCAGAGAUACACAAAUGGCAUUGUAACGAACCCUGAUGUGGUAGCUAUGGGUUUGUCUGUUUCCACCUGAACUGCUUGGAGCAAGAGUGAUUAUAGCUCGCAGUUUGGGUUUCCAUUCAUUUCCUUCUCCAGAGCAGAUGCAGCUUACUCAGCAACUUCUCCCAAUGUAGUGAAUAGGUACCCAAACAUCAGCCGAAACAUGAUGAAGGGUGUAACAAGACUGAUUUAUUGGUGCCACACUGGCUUUUAUACAAUAACCCAUGCAAGGGGCAAUCCCCCGUGGACCUUGUGGGGGACAGGAACACAAAACGUACAGCCAAUAAUAAUGCAGUGACAAACUGUGACACUCCCAAUACAAACAAGUAAUUCCCUCCUCUCUACCUGGAGAUAAUGGAGUUAGAAAAAAAGUAAAAAAUUAAUUAUCUCGAGUCAGACAAAACAUUAUUUCCCCAAAACUUAGAAAGUACCCUAAAACAUACAGGAUCCCCAUAAAGGUCAUAUCCCCUGAUAGCCCUGAUCUGGGUUACCAACAUAUCCAAAAAUCACCAAGAUCAGUUCAGGGGUUUUCAAAUUGUAUGGAAGUUCCAUUUGACCGACCGUACAUGAGGGUCCUGCCCAGAAACCGUUCCAUGAGUUUAGGCUGUGCGGUCGGUCUAUUUCGACAAGUCACAAAAAACAAAAUAAUGCACGAACGCAAUCCUCUGGUUCAUAGUAGCGAUUGUUCCCCUGAUUCGUGGGACCCAAACUACUGAACCGCUGUUCGGGAAAAGGAAGCAGGCGUUCGUCUAAAUUGACCAGUGUUCGGGAAGUCGAGUGUCCAAUUUUUGUUCCAGAUACUCGACGACCAAGUCCCGCUUCCUCCUUUUGUGCAAACAAGAUGGCCGCUGUAUUCGCUCGCAUGUGGCAUUCGGCUAUCCAAACGGCGGCCACACAGGGAGAGAGCUUAAUUGGUGAUUUCCUUUGGUGAGAAUGAGCCAGGGGGUGGUCGGGGGUUCGGUAGUUUUAAAACUACCGAACGAAUAAACGAACACUGGGGAAAUAGGUGAAAGAUUGUUGGAACCAAAGUUAGGAAAUUCUGGUUUUCUGACAGGCAUCAAAGAGGCUCAAUUUGAGUCUGCGAAAAUGAUACACCUAAAGGAUGUGGAAUUUGUAUAGCAUGACACCCACAACAUGCAGUCGUGGGCAUCAAGCCUGGUGUCCUGCCCAUACUAAAGGCAAAGGGUAGGGCUGCUACUGGAGACAGGGGGGGUUAUUGCUGGGACAGGGACUUGCAUCUCUGAUCCCGGUCUGAAUUCCACUAAUAAGUCAGACCACAGCAGCUGGAAUUCCCAGCCAAUACCUAGUUUAGCUGCUAUUACCUUUUUGUGGUUUUGUUGCUUAUGUGAUCUGUGCAGAAGCAUGUUUGGUUGCAAUAUAGAAUUCAACUGAUAUUGGAUUAUUUUUUUUAUUUAUUUUUUUCAAGGUUGAAACCUGUAGACUUUACAGUAAAUUUUCAGCCAGGCCAAGUAGCCUGGAGGCUAUUCCUAACAUAAUCGAAAAGGUAAUUUUCAUUUAAAUAUUUUUGGGGGGAAUUGAAUAACUGUACUGAUUUAGUAGGGUUUCUAUCCCAAAAAAUUGAAUUGCAAAGAGUUGAGGAUGGAGUUACAAAUGUUGGGUAAAUUAGCUGUGCUGGAAAUAGCAAACUUGUAAGUUUCCCUUCUCAUUUCUCCUCGACUGUGUGUGUAGCAAGUACAUUGCAUUGUGUUCUAACAGAAAAUCUUAAAGAGUGUGGUUAGGGCUGCAUAAACAAAGUAACUUCUAAAUGGCAGAUAAUUGAGUUAGACAGCAGUGGCAAAACCGCUUCAUUAAGUUAAAGUUGUUUUGAUGCUCACAAUGACCAUUUAAUUGACACACAUUUGCCACUCCAAGCUGUAAAUUCAUUUUAAGUAACUGUUUUUUCUCUCUUCCUUAGCCCCAAAUCAUCAGCCAUACCUGCAAGGUCUUUUAAUUUUACUCCGCUCUAGCCAUCCGCCCACCCUGGUUCCCUCCAACUAUAUAGGAUGCUCUUUCGAACCACAGCCAAUCACCUCCUUAUUCCCUGCACAUGCUAUCAGCUGCUGCAGUUAUCCUAUCAAUUCUCUCUCUGCCAUCACAUACAAAUUCCUCUACCUCUUGUCUGAUCUCCCCAGUAUAACCUUUAGAUUUUACGCUUACGGGCAGGGGCCUCUCUACCUAUUGUGUGGUCUUUCAGAAAUGUACAGCGCUGCAGAAUUCCAGUAAUAAACAAAAAAACAAACAAAAAAAAUAUUUAUGUAUGUGUGUGUGUGUGUGUGUGUUUGCACUCCAUGAAACACUACCAAUAUCUAUAUUGUAAUAUGAAGUCUGGCUGACUUUUCUUUUUCAUGACUAGGGGAAGAGGAAGACAUAAACCUAAAGUGUAGGUAAACUAGAGUACAAGCUUUGGGGGAUAAAAUGUUAAAAGCAAUUGGUCAGAGAGAAAGAAGUGGGUCUGGGGACAGUUUUGGAACCUAUCAGAGAAAGUAAACGUGGUUAGAGAGAAUGCAUGGCAUAACAUAAUAGCACAAUGUUGGAUCAUAUUUUUUAAAAUAUAUCCGUGUCUUACAGGAUUAUUCACUAGAGAAAAUUCAAAGUGAAUUUCAAAUUUAAGGCCAAUAUAGCUGAAUUGGAAAAGUCUCUAAUUCAAGUGUUAAAGGCCCACUAUAGUGCCAGGAAAACAUACUCGUUUUCCUGGCACUAUAGUGCCCUGAGGCUGCCCCCUCCCGCCCAGCUCUGGGGUGAGGAAAGGGGUAAAAACUUACCUUUUUCCAGCGCUGGGCGGGGAGCUCUCCUCCUCCGAUCCUCCUCCUCUCCUCCCAUUCUGCUGAAUGCGCACCCGCGGCAAGAGCUACGCGCGCAUUCAGCCGGUCGCAUAGGAAAGCAUUUACAAUGCUUUCCUAUGGACGCUUGCGUGCUCUCACUGUGAUUUUCACAGUGAGAAUCACGCAAGCGCUUCUAGUGGCUGUCAAUGAGACAGCCGCUAGAGGAAUUGGAGGAAGGAUUAACCCAUUUGUAAACAUAGCAGUUUCUCUGAAACUGCUAUGUUUAUUAAAAAAUGGGUUAACCCUAGCUGGACCUGGCACCCAGACCACUUCAUUAAGCUGAAGUGGUCUGGGUGCCAAGAGUGGUCCUUUAACAUUCACUUUGAAUUCUCACUUUAGUAAAUAAUAUUGUUGUCUGUUCUUCCACUUCAUUAUUUGGAUCUUGAUUGUUCUAGCUUUUUGUUUUUUAUAUAAAUAAUUUGUGCAUUAUUUCUUCUCCCCAGGCUGUGCGAACCAGUAUAUAUGGCCGCCCUGGUGCUUGUUAUGUUGAUAUUCCUGGAGACUUUGUAAAUAAGAGCAUUAGUACGAGUAAUGUGAGGUUUGUUUACCUUGUGUAAUAAGGUUCUUGAUUUUGUAAACCGGUUAGAAUUUUGUAGUAGAAUGUUAAUUGUUUAUCUAUUCCAAGUUUUAUAUUCUUUUUAGAGCAGUUCUUUCUAUAAAAUAUAUACAUUGCUUUUAGCAAUAUUUUUCUCUUGCACUAUGUAUUAUAGAUCUGUAGUUUCACUUUAAAAUGCAACAAACACUUGUUACUGAAGUAACAAACUAACCAGAUACACGUGACCCAUAGCUUUUCAAGUAAUCCUGGCCAACCAAAGUUUGACAGCUAAUGUAAAGGUUAGUUUACAGGAGCCGGGUCAUACAACCCUUUUUAAAAAAAAUUAUUUUAUUUAUUUUUUGUCAAACUGCUAGAAAAUAGUUUCACACAAACUGGGGAGAUGACACCUAAGACUCAUGAUGAGCUGGAGUGGUUAUGGUGUUUAUGGUUAUGGUGAUAGUCUGAUCUCUGAAAAUCUGCUAUUUCUUAUACUAAAGAAUAGCAUUAUAACAUUAGGCAUGUCUGAUAGGGUUGCAUGUUACAUGUAAAAUAGAGGCCAAAACCGCUAUGUAAAAAUAUAGGUGCCAAUAAAAUACUAAUCAGAUUUAUAAUUGUAGACUUUAUGUAGUACUUUUCCCUGAUUGAUGUCAUUUUCUGAAUAAUUGAGGCUUUGAGAGAUUGUAAAUAUCUGCAUCAACUAUUAGCCUACUGUUGGCACUACAUGACUAAUGACUCCUCCUAUUCUCAAUAAGUAAUACAACACCAUGUUAAGUGGGUAAGGGUAACUGCCAAAGCGCUUUUUUUUUUUUAAAACCAGCAUAACAAAAUACUGUCAGCUGCUCUUUUUACUCAGCAGACAGGUACACUUUAAACUUCUUCCAGAGCCUCUUCAGCCUGUCCUUCAUCAUCAACCAAAUGCAGGCUGUGACUCCCCAAGCCAGUCCGGGCUUUAUUCAUUUACCAAACUUGCUGGCGCAGGACGGCCACCGCAGACCCCACCCCACAAAGCCAGCGCCUGUGUAAUUAUUCAAUGUAACCCCAUAUUAAAUGUAUCCAAACCGACAGGAGUAAGAUGUACCAAAUCAGUACGCAUAGAAUUCUGGGUAUCUCCUUCUAGUUCAACAUGAGGCAUCACCAAUCCACCCAAGCAUUGCACGAAUCAUGAUAUUGUCAUGUUGAAGCGACAUGUACCUCGCUAUACCCCUUUUUUUUGUUGCGCGCUCUUGACCCAGGUAAUUACCACCAGCGUGGAUCAGCAGCAUAACUGGUUCUGUCACAUACCGCCGAAACAAUCAGAUUGCCAGCACCACCCCCUGAUCCCAUACCACCUAACCUUGAUGCGGAAUGAAUGAGUUGAAUAACCACUAUCAUCCAUUCCUAAUGAGCGCAACACCAACAUAGACACUCUAGUGAAUGGAUAAGAACCGACCCAUCUGCAUGCACUCGAAUAUCCAUAUAAUGGUUGCUCCAAUCCUACUCACUCUACCACUAUUCGUUUGAUCAGUAUUAGAUCGCCAAAUUAGAAAUUCCAUAUCCACAUCCUUCCUAAAAAAGGGGUGACUGAGCUCUAGAACUCCACCAAUCUGCCGCACCACAGAGUUGCAUAAAAACACACUGAAAAGGCCUCCUGAAACAGGAUUGCUGCAAAUGGGGAAACGUAAAUAGCAUGCAGGAUCCCACCUAUGUCUACCAGCAAGUGCACAAUACAGUGCAAUACCCGUUGAACCACAAAUGCUUUAGUCACCUCUUCCCCUCACAUGAAGUGCAUCAAAAUUUGAAAGAGCUGACCUACCCUGUUCCACUGACACGGAUAUCCCACGAUGCCGCAAGUCAGAAAGAAAGGAUAAAGUGGAUAACAAGCUACUUUCUGAAGAACCAAAUUCUCCUACCACACAAAUCUAUUGAUCCCAAACUGUCAGGUAUGCUGCCCAAGAUGUAGGAGCCAGGGACCUAUCAAUCAAGUCAGUCAAGUUCUGAAACUGAGGUUACAGAAGCAUUUGGGGCCCUCCACAAGCCUCUGUAGUCACAAAACUCCAAACUCCCAAAAGGCGAGUAAAGUUAAAAGGUAGAUGAAUACCAACCUCAGUAACUGAAAGCAUGCUACAUGGGCAUGACUUGCAGACAAUUCAAAUGGCCCAGUAGGGAUUACAGAAUUCAAAUAGCCCAAUAGGGAGCCCCUCGAACCUGAUCCACUAGAGAUGACAACCAAAAGCUUGGUCUCCAGCAAGUGAAACACUUUAUUAGCCAACUGUAUGUAAAUCCCCAGGAAGAAAUAAUCGUAGAGCCCUCUGUUUUCUCCUCAGCGCCUGGAACACCAAAAUCUGCCAUAACCCUGUGAAAGUGGAACAACAAGUUUGUUAAAACCUACUCUCAAAACCACCCAUUCCAAAAAAGGAACUGGAUAACUAUAAUAAUAUAAAUAUAAUAAUAGAAAAAACAUGAAGGUACAUGUCAUAAAAACAAAUUCCUAUUAAACUGACAGCCCAAUAAAUUAAAAUAAUCCAAAUGACCUGGCAAGAAACCAAAUGCAAAUUGAAUUUUAGAUUUUGCCAACAGGGCCCGAUCAAGACUCCUAUCGUACUCGACAAACCUUUUUAGCAAUGCCAUCAUUCACUGACGAUCCGUAUGCUUGGUUAAUUUUUUAUUUUUAAACAAAGCCCAAAGGGGACACCCGCAAAUUGUCAGUGACCCAGCCUAAACUUCUUCUUUUCAAGUUUCUCUGACAAGAUAUUCUCCUUGCCUUGAACCAAAAACAAUUCGGUGCAAACGUUGCCUCCUGCGACACAUCCAACAGAAUAUGGAAACCAUCCGUAAAAACACCAUUCCAUAAAAUUAAAGCAUCCCUACACUUGGGUUACUGAACGAGCCAUGUGAGCAGCCUAACGUCGUUCUUGGGAGGGACUUAUCCAGUUUGAAACCGUGCACUGUCAUAUUUGCUCCCCUACAUUGGGAACACUUUGUGAUUAAAACAACAGCUGCUAUACCACCUACAGUGGCUCUCAUUAAAGAGCCAACAGAUGCCAUUCUUGUGACCUGCUGACACUCUUGCAGGAGCGUUGGUGGAAAAUGGGUGGGCUACACAGAGACAUAAGUAGCAACCAAAGGUUACAGUGCUGAUCGCCAAAUUUGUCUGUUUCUUUGCUUACCUUUGUCCCCCCUCCCCGACUUCCCUUUUGCCGUGGUCUGUCCACUGACUCACCCUUAAUAAUUUAUUAAAGCCAGCAUAGCAACAUUACAUACUGGACCCAGAGAGUGGGUACUACUUAACUCUACUGGUCCUGAAUCCAUAACUCCCGAAAGGGACGCCUCAGGACAGGGAGGGUACCCGCCCAUGGACCCAGCAGCCCUGAAUCCUGCGCAGGGGUGAAGUGCUGUAACACUACCCUGAGCAACUGCACUACUUCCCUGUGAUACCCACUACCCCCCACUGACUCGGUCUGCGCAGCACAAGCGCAAGCAUACUCAUGAUCCUGAAGCAGGGGAACCAGUCUCUCCAUCCUCUGUAAACCGAAUGCCAGGAAAACUGCACUUCGCUCUCCGAAUUCCUCCUGCGAAUUGCCUCAGAAACCAGCGACUGAAUAACAUUCUAAUCCCAAAUGACAUCCGAAUUCAAUUACCAACUUGCCUCUGAAUGCAAUUUGCAAACUUCUCCCGAAUUUGAUCUGGCACCACCAAAUGAAGUAGGGGCCUGUGAUGUCCGUGCAGCGGUGCAUAUGGACAUCAGCUACGCGCCCCUGGGGGAGGUUCGAGCAUCAGUCCAUCUCCCUGGCAUGUGGCCGCAUGCUCUGAAGUGACAUCUUGCUCAGCCAGAAGAGAAGGGCUAGGGCUCAGGAACCUUACCCGGAAUCCGGCGCCAUCUUGGGAAUGCGACCCAGAUCUAGAAAUUUGACACCUGGCACUCUACAGGACCUUCUCCUCACCGCAAUCCCCAGGAUUUUAGUCCCCAAACCAGCCUCGCUCAGUUCAGGACUCCUGGGGGAUGCUGAAGCUGCUCUGGAUCGCUCAAUAAGACUUGGGCCGGGCCCGUCUGCUCACAGGUGAAGAAGCCACUUCUCUUUCCGAUCCACAAUGUUUUCCCGAGCCCUCCAUGAGACCUUCUUCUAUUAAGGAAGCAUAGGACUCUCACCAUGAGCCCUAUGGGAAAACUUGCAGCAGAGUGAGUAAUGCUUCCUUCGACAUCUCUGAAACACUUGCCAUUUUAUUUGGGAGGAAAACUCAAUUUCUCUAAAUGUAAUUUUUUUAGAGGGACCACCAGAGGAAAGAAACUGCCAGGCUCCCUCAGCAUUGUUUGCCAGUAGUCUGGAACUUUUUCUCAGAAUUCCCUGCUUCCAAAUGUAUCAAUUUGGUUGGUAUGCCGACCCUUCAGUGCAGCAGUCAUACUCCCCCCUCCCUCUUUGCUCUGGGGGUUGACCUGAUAUUUGUGAACUACAUUUAACAUGUCCGAGAAAGCGGGCCAGUGAGUUGUCCCUCUACUACUGUUCUGUACAAAGUCUGCCCUUUUGGCCAAUGGAGCAGCUGUCAAACGUACAUUAGACCAUUGAAUGUACUAUUAGGGCCUUGAUUUAAUGCUUUUGGAUACACUUUUCAAAUUAAUAUUAAGCUUUUAUAGGGAUUUUUCAACAAAUUCAAAUAUCCUAGUAUAUGUAAUAUCUUUAAAAAUAAAUAAAAUUAGAUUUUUUUCAAAAUAAUACAUUAUUUUAAAUGUUUUUCCCCAGAAAAUAUUACCUCCAGGACAAAUCUGACACGCUGGACCCCUAAAGCAAGUUAGCUUGUUGAAAUGCUUUAUCUGUGAAGUGUUUUAUUUUUAUUUUAUAUUUUACAAAAACCUUGUUAUAUACUCCUGGCUGUCAUUAAGACAACCGGUCCUGUUAUUUCCUGGUUGUCUAGCCUAGAGCACCUGCUUUGAAAAGAUCUCUCAUUGAGCUGCAUUUGGAAGUCUGUGAUUGGGCAGCCACAGAAAGUGUGGGCGGGGUUAUAAUGGGAGGGUUUGCAAUGUCUGCAGAUAAGAUAUCUGCAGGUCUUGCAAGCUGUUUUUAGAUAGAUAUACCCCCAAUGAAAAAAAUGCAUAAUAAAAUGCAUGCAUGUUUUCAUUUGGGGUAUACAAUAAAUGGUGGUUUUAUUUUAUUGUGGGCAGUGGAGUGUCCCUUUAGACAUGCAAUAUCUACAGAUGGGCUGCUAGCACCAUGAAAAGUGUUAACUACCAUCUCUCUGAUGUCUGACCUUCAGGUACCCUGAUUGCUGUUUACCAGCUCCCAUCAGUCUGGCUGAUACAUUUGAAGUGCACAAAGCGUUGCAGAUCUUAAAGAAUUCUCACCAACCCCUUGUAAUAAUAGGGAAAGGUAAGUUACCUACCACUUCACUUGGUGUGUUGCCAUGGCAGUGUUUGCAUGCAAGCUUUAUGCAUAGACCCAGUGAGAGCAUGACAUUCUGAAGUCUGGUGUAAUAAGGUUCACUGGUUUAAGGAAUCUUAUCUGUACAAACAAAAACAAAUCAUACAUUGAAACAUGUACAGAAGGAUUACAAUUUGUAAUUGAUUGUUCUAUAGGUGUGUGUUUUUGUUUUUUAAUUUUAUUUUUUUAAUUAUCUUUUCUGUUUAUUUUAAGGGGCUGCAUCUUCACGAGCAGAAAACAGCAUCCGAAGAUUUGUGGAAGACUGUGGACUUCCAUUUUUACCCACUCCUAUGGGUAAAGGAGUUGUACCCGACAACCAUCCAAACUGUGUAUCUGCAGCACGAUCCAGGUGAGCUUCAUUCAGCAUUUUUAUAACACGAACAAACUGAGAUUUUUGAUUUGUGGCAUUCAAUUAUGGUAAACACAUGUUGGCAGAAAAAAAAAAAAAAACAACAACUAGUAAUUCAAAAUUCCUUCCACCUGACUAUUAUCCCGACGCUAAAGAGCUGGUUGGAUUUGAGAAACCUGAAAUCGAUCUCUCCCCAUUGCUUUAUGUUGUUAGACUUUGACCAUGCAUAGAUUUUAGUUAAAGCGGCACUGUCAUGCCGAACUUACCUUUCCCUAAUUGCUUCCUCUUCUCUCCCUCUCUCAGGAUCUGUUCUUUUCUUCCUAACUGAUCUAGUUUUCUUUAAGACACAAGACAAAGUAUUUUUACUACGCUUGCCCAGCUAUGACCCAGGGGAUGAGCAAAGACCGCUCAGUUUCCUAUGGCGGUAGUAGCAAUAAAGAGUACAAUUCCCCAAGUAGUACUAAUCCAAAGAAGGUAUAGCUUUCCCCCACAGACAUUGGUCAAGACUGAAUGCUGGGAGUGAACUGUUUUAUUCAGGGCCACACAAGGCCUUUUAUGCAAAAGCCCCUACAUGGUGUUUCUAAUACAACAUUACAGGGUAAUCCUUCCCAUGAUACUCUGUGCCUGAGAGAUAAUUACAUGGGGGAAAAAAACAUAUAAUUAAAUUAUCUCUCAGGUACAGAAACAUCUAAAAAAAUUUGGACACCCCAAAAUAUACAUAAAACAACCAUGUACCUCGUCAAGUCUUAUAUCCCUGGAUAGCCUGGAUCUGAGCGCACAACGUAUCCGAAAAUCGCUCAGAUCCCACAAAUACAGCUGAAACACCACUGCGGUAAAGUCUUGACUGACCGCACACGAGGCUCCUGCCCAAAAUAGUUCUACAGAACCAGCGGCAGCAGUUGGUCAUACUUUCAAAUAGUGAACGUAUGCUUGAGCCGGUAUGCAGAUGGUGUUCACCUCAUUCGUGGGGAUGAUUACACUGAACAGUGUUCUUCCAGUAGGUAUAGAAACGAACGCAGGUGGGAAUGGAAGUUCAGCGGUGUUCGCAAGGUCAGGUGGGGGCCAGGGGGUGUCUCUCCCCCCCCCCCUUAUUGUUUAGUGCCCCCAGCCGGGCACCACUCAGGGGUCGGAGCCGUGGGGGAGGACAAUAGGUCCUUCCCCCCUUAGUUAUUAAGGGCCACCACUCACCGCUCAGGGGUGGGGGUUAUGGGGGGAGCGCAAUAGGUCCCCAUUUCAGUUUAAUAGCCCCUUCUAAAUGACAGGACGAUGAGGAAAAGUGAAAGGAGGCAUUGCGAGAUCAUGGAGGAAAGGUGAGAAUUGUGGGAAAAUUGCUUUGACCACCGGAAAUGAAGCACACUGUGUUCCUCCGCUGGUCAUGCGUAGGAAACCUCCAUAAGACAAAGUAGUCCCUACUUUGUCUUAUGUUUUAAAGAUAACUAGAGCAGACAGGAAGAAAUGAGGAAUAGAUCCUGACAGAGGAAGAGAAGAGGAAUCGAUUUAAAGAACGGUAAAUUCUGCAUGACCGUGCUGCUUUAAUAAUCUUAAUAUGUUAGAACCCACAACCGUCGCUCAUGGGUGGGGGACGGGCAGUAGGUGUGUGUGUGUGUGUGUGUCCCGUUAUUGUAUCUUAGGGUCGCCACCCAUGUGUGGGGCUUCGGGGGGGGGGUACACUUUGGUCCCCCUCCCCCACCCAUUAUUUUUAUAGGAGCCACACUAAGGGGCACGUUAUCAGAGUAGUGGAGGGGGUCUUUUUUACAACUGGCUGCUCACAGUUUAGUAGACAUGCCCCUACUCGCGGUAUAGCAAGCAGGGGCAGAUUAAUUCCGAAUACAGUGGAACCUCGGAACUUGAACGUGCCCGUUGUCGAACUUUUUGUGUAAAAAAAAUGUCUCGGCACGUGAACAAUCCUCAGUACCCGAACACAUCAUGCGGCAUUCACAGAGGGACUCCAGUGUGGGGAAGCAUGGGAUACAGGUGUAAGAUGAGGAAAUAUGGGCAGAUGGACUAUGUAAAGGGAGAGAGGGGAAUAUAGGGCGAGGAAAACCGGAGGGCAGAGGGACACAAGUGAAGGGAUAUGGACAGAAUUAUUAUGCAAGGAGAAAGAGAGGAAAAUAUGAGGAGAAGGAUACCAGAGGACAAAGGGACACGAGUAAGGGAAGAGGGACUAUGGACAUAAGGAUACAAGCAGAGGAAAGAGUGGUAUUAGAUAUUUUGAACCUGAAACAGCCAUUUUAUCUGCUUUUGUAUGGAAUGCCAGAAGAACAGUUAUCUAUCCCCAUCCAUGUAAUUUUGGGGGUUUGGAACAGAUGAAACAAAUUUACAUUAAUUCCUAUAGGAAAUGUUGAUUUGAUUUUCAAACAAAUCGGAACUUGAACAGCGUUCUGGGACAGAUUAAGUUUGAGUUCCGAGGUUCCACUGUACUAAGUAAUCUUUACUUAGUAUUAGUAACUUUGGCUGAAAGACCAAUUUAGGACUUUCAACCUUUUAGUAGAUAGCUCCCUAAUUCCGACGAUAUUAGGGAGCUAUUUACUAAUCUGCUUUUUAGUGUUAGCGUAGUGCUAUGUUAUUUUUUUUUUUAUAAAUCUUUAUUUUUCAUGUGGAAAGAUAACAUAUUCAGGAAGUUGGCCACAACAGCCUCGACACAUCGAUUAGAAUCAGUACAUAUCAAAUACAAGGCAUUGUUGUGUGCUAUUCACACACAUUUUAUAUUUACAAUAGGUCACAUUGUUACAGUGAGGUUUUAAAAUCUAAUAACUGUAGGGGUGGAAGACUUCUGUCUGCCUAAGACACCCUAAGGUCUGUGGAGUCGUAGGUGGUGGGGGGAAAGGCAUUUACUGCUAGGUCCAGUGGCUGGUCCCAAUUCUAGGUCGUGCGACUAUAGUUUAUGGGUGUUGGGUGAGUCUCUUGACCCUUUUGAGUUUGGGUAAGGAUGCGGAUUGCGGUAGUUACGGGGUCCCUCUAAUGGUGCCUGUCUAGGGCUAUGUCCGCUCCUCUUUUGCUUUUCCCUGGUUGUAGCUAUUGGUGGGUGCCCAUGUGUGUGGUGCUCAGGGUGUCUUUGUGGCCCUAGUGGUAACUACAAAUCGUGUCUAUGUAUAUACAUAGGUCGUUGUAGUGUGACCGGAUCAAGUUGUGCCCUUGGGGCAUCAGACCUCGCGAUGAGCCUGAUUCCAGUCAGGGUUACUUUGUCGCCUUUGAUGUCGUUUCCCAUUAACCCAAGGGGGGGGGGAUUGUUAUCGGAGCUAGUGUGCGCGGCUCUGGUGGGCCACUUUAGCACUGUUAUAGCCGUCAGAGUAUGAGAGAACUACAUUUAACUUAAAUGAACCGAUUUAUCAACUUAAAAUAUUUAAACUAGUGAAACUAAGGCCUAUGAGGCCGUCGGUGAGGCAGUUCGUUCAGGUUUUGGUUUUCGGUCCUCUGCUUAUUCCAGGAGUUGCGGAUGAAUCUGUGCUCGUUGUCCCUGGUCGUUGAGCUGGCUGUGUCAUAGAGGUCGCUGCGAGGUUCGAUAUUCCCAAUGCGGUCAUCAGUGCCGGGCCCUCUGCGUGGUCGGUAGCUCUGUAGUGCUUGUCAUCUUUAGUGACCCAGAGAGUUCCUGGUGUUGCCCAUCUAUAGGCUACUCCUGCGGCUUGGAGUUGUUUGGUGAUUGGUUGCAUACUUUUGCGCCACAUCAGUGUGGCCCUGCUCAAGUCCUGAAAGAAGGAGAGUUUGCUGUCUUCAAAGUCAAGACGUGUUUUCCCUUGCAUAGCCGCCAUUAGCCCCAGUUUGUCCAACAUUGAUUGGCAUCUCAAUAUUAUGUCCCUUGGGGCUGAGUUGGGUGCUUGUGGGGAUUUGGCUAUCCUGUAAACCCCGUCGAACUUGAAUGUUUUAGAUUGUCUAGUUGGCAGGAGUGUGGCCACAAGGCGUCUGAUGAAAUGUGGCAACUCUUCCAGCGGUAUUGAUUCAGGUACCCCUCGGAUUUUUAUGUUCUUUCGACGCCCCCUAUCAUCUAGGAGAGUAACUUGCCUGGACAUUGUUGCUUGUGCAGCUUGAAGGUGUCGCACCGUCUCUCCCAAUUCCUGGUAGUUCCCUCUUAGUCCCUUUACCUCCUCUUCUACCGCUUGAGUGCGCGUGGACACGGCGUGCACGUCUAGUUUAAGCACUGCCAGGUCCGCUUCCCACAUUUGUCUUAAGUUCUGUUGCAGGCCUGUCAGCAUAGCCUGUAUGUCUUGUUUGGAGGCCGGUGCGCUGGCUUCUGGCAUCCACGUGUGUGUGGGGUGUUGGGGAUUGAGGUGUGGGCUGUCUAGUGAUUCUUCCUCCUCUGAUGGUGCUGGGGAGGUUUCACGGGGGGUCUGUGCCUUUACUGCGCUUGGGGCCUGUAACAUUUGGCCUAUGUCGCGCUGCGGUUUUGGGGCGUUUUGGGGCAGUUUCUGCGUUCUGCGCCCCAUCUCACCUGAGCUGUGUGUGCUGGGGUACCAGUCCUCAAAUUCUGGAACACUCCAGGGCCAGUGUUCUCCCGUGCUGGGUUGAGGUUGCCUCCCUGCCCGGUAGGCCUUGCCGCCUCGGCGUCUAUUAUUCGAGCCGGGCGUCAGGAGAAACGGCAUCGGCGGUUGCAGCGAGGUUCCCUGCGGGCUGUGGCUGAUUAUGUGGCCGGGAUUAGUGCGGGAUGCCUCCGAUGUGGCUGGAUUGCCGUGCGGUAGCUCGGAGCUCCGGCAAUGUGCGUCCGCUCCGGUCCGGUGCUAGGCUCCGCCCCCGGGGGCAUUCAUUUUUAAUAUGUUUAUUCGACACAGCCAGCCAAAGUGGGGCUAUGCAAGCGAGGUCUUGUAAGAUUUCCUGUAUCAGAGGGACGAAAUUGAUUUCAUAUAGCUUAGUUAAGACUGGGGGAGUAGAACUCCAAGAUAUUUCAUAGCUGUGGGGGCCCAGAUAAAGGGAAAUUGUUCUUGAAUGGACAAUUUCACUGUAGGAGUGAUGUUGAGUGCUAGGAUUUCACUUUUUGUAAAAUUAACUUUGAAAUUAGAAAGCUUAUUGUACCAGGUCAUUUCUUGGAGGAGAUGUAGCAUGGUAUCUAGGGGGUUGAAAAACCAUGAACAGAUCAUGAGCGAAUGCUGCAACUUUGUGUUAGUGUCCAGCUUGUAGCCCUUGUUUACUUGAAUUGAAUCAUAUACCUUGGAGGAAUGGUUCCAUUAUCAGAACAAAUAAGAGAGAGGAAAAGGGGCACCCCUGCUUCGUGCCAUUGCCAAUGUUAAUUGGAUUUGAUAGCUGUCUAUUGAUUUUAAGCCAAAGAGAAGGUGUAGAAUAUAUCGCCCAAAGCCAAUUGGUCCAAAGCCCAUAGCUUGUAGUGUGCCAAAUAGCAGAGAGCAACCCUUCCUGUCAAAUGCAUUUUCAGCGUCGAUUGAGAGUAAAGGACUCUAUUUGAUGGAAAGUUUGGAGAUGUACAUGAGAUUCAGCAGUUUUGGCAUGUUUUUUUUCACCUCCCUCCCAGGCACGAAGCCUGCCUGAUCAGGGUGGACUAGGUUUUGCAUUUAGCGUAUGUGUGGAUGUUUUGAGCUGUGAUCCUAAAAGGGUCCGGUAACUAUAGAUGUUGCUUUUGAAUACUGAGGGUUUUGAACUCUUCUUUUUGCAGCUACAAGAGUUAUAUUACUUUUAUGACUGUAUUUCCUUUUAAAUUAACACUCUUUAAAAAGUUCCUGAUACUUGUUAGAUUUCCUUUUUCUGUUAUUGAUUUUUUUUUUCUAUUAAUAGAAUCACAAUAAACCUUGUCAGUAAUGCAAUAUUUCCUUUAGCCUGAUCCCUUUUUGAUGAAGUCAUCAAUACUAAUAUCUUUUGUCCAAUCAUAUGCUUCUCAAAGGAAGUGUAGUGAACACACAGCACAUGCACAAGAAUUCCCACACUCCGUGAAUCCGAUGCUUCUCUGUGGGAAGCAUUCCAUAUGCUCAGUGUCCGCAUGCUGGGAAUUAUGAUGCAAAAAAUUAAGUCCUUUGAAGGUCUUGAAGUGACUCACGUAGCUAGGUCUGACAGCCACUAUAUGCGUUUUCACACAAAUGUAAAUAUUGCUGUUUCUGAAAAAUAGCAAUGUUUUUUUACUUUAUCCAAGAAGAGGAGCAACACCUAUGUUUCAAAAUAGCUACAUUAAGGUGUAUUGUAGUGAUUUUGCUGCUUGGUGUUCUUUUCAUUUUGAUUCUAGAAAGUGAGAACCAUCAUUUAUAGAAAAGGCAGUUACUGUGUGGUGUGUGUGUAUAUAUAUAUGUGUGUGUAUAUGUGUAUAUAUAUAUAUAUAUAUAUAUAUAUUACCUCUCACCAGGUAAGAUUUUUGUUAAUAAAUGAGUUAAACAAAUAAAACUGUCAAAUGCAGGAAGGAGACUGGCAAGGCAGAUUUCAGCUUUUCACAGCUGUUGCCUGGAUACCGUCUUUAAGUUUUGUUAUAUAAUACUUAUUUCUUCUUAUGUUAGUGCUCUGAAGAAUGCUGAUGUUAUAUUACUGCUUGGUGCUCGGCUUAAUUGGAUUCUGCACUUUGGUCUCCCACCAAGGUUUCAAGAAAAUGUGAAUAUUAUACAGGUAAAAAAAAUGAAAUAUAAUACUAUAUGGUUAAUAAAAAGGUUAUGCAUGGCACUAAAAAUAUUUAUUGAAGGACACGCCAGACCUCUAAAGCACUUCAGCUCUGUGUGAAGGGUGACUUGUAUUUAUUUUUAUUUUUUUUACAAAAAGUGCAGAUUAAUAAAACUUGGCACUUUUAUAAAUUACCCUUGUUACACUCCCUGGCUGAUAAGUGAUCAGAUAAGUGUGGUCAUGUUACUUCAUGGUUUGGAUAGUUCAGUGGAGCUAAACUCAAGAUGCAGGUAAUUGCCCUGAGCACCUACCUCACAAAUCCUUCUCAUUGAGCUGCAUUCGGAAGUCUGUGAUUGGACAGCUACAUAAAGUCUGGGCUGGGUUAGAAGGGCUUUCAUAGGUUUCAGAGAAAAGAUCAGCAGCUCUUGCAAGCAAUAUACUCCCAAUGUAAAAAAUGCAUAAGUAAAAGCAUGGAUGUUUAAAUUUUUGGGUAUACCUACUAAACACUGAUUUGUAUCCUUUGUAUUUGGGCAGUGUAGUGUCCCUUUAAUAUUAAAUGCUGCAACCAAUCAAUGUUUUGUGCUGACAAUAAAUAAAAAUAAAAUGUUUAUAUGUCAACUGGUUCCUGAAGAGAUGUGGCUGCAUUUAACUAUAAAUCCGCUCAGGUACACCAAAUUAGUUUUUUAUACAGAUUCAGCGUUAUGAGAUACUUACAAGUGACAGUGUAACUUUUUAAAUAGGCCUCAGCAGAAAGGGACAUGGCAUACCAGCUGCUGUCUCAUCUGUAUUUGUCCCCUCCUCUUGUCUGUCUGUGUCACACAUCAACCGUUAAAUAUCUUAGUCUUCAUUAAUUCGCAAGUUGCUUUCAGUUAUAGCUCCGAAGUGACAAUGAUGAAUUAAUAUUUGGUCCUUUACAGGUGGAUAUUUGUGCAGAAGAGCUUGGUAAUAAUGUUAAACCUGCAGCCAGUCUCCUGGGGGACAUCGAUGCAGUGACUAAACAGGUAAGCAAUACUAGAUUUGGGCAUAAAGUAAUAAGUGAGAGCUAACAUAUGCACAAAUAAAACGAAAGAUUGAAAAAUGAUUAUUUAAUUUUCUCUGUGUCCUCUUCAACAAGUAUUUAUAAUCAAAAAAAUUCCUAAUGAAAUCCCAAUCCUAAUAUACAUUCCAGACAGGGCCGUCUUUCCGCAUGGUCUCGCUGGGCAGUUGCCCAUGUACCAGGGGGCCGACAGGGGAGAUGCUUUGAUAUUCCCUGCCAACCCACGGAGAGUCGGCCCUAUUAACUUGCUUUGGGUAAAGUUAAGACGGGGGGCUGGGGGAGCACAUAAAGCUUUUAUUUAAUGUUUUUUGGUUUUUUUAAUAAUAUACAUAUGCUCCCUUAACCCUCAUACACACACUCUGCACCACUCACACACAGAACCCCUUGCACACUCUACACCCCUCACACAAACACACACACUCUGCAUCCCUCACUAGCACAGCACCCCUCAUUGCACAUACACUGCACACCUCACAUACACACUCUGCACUUCUAACACACACAGCACCCAUAAUUAACACUGAGCACACACAUACACUGCACCCCUCAUUGCAGAGAGAGUGCUUGUGUGUCUGUCUCUCACAGUCAUUUGCUGGAGGUGCCAAUAAGCUUAGUUUUAUCGCUAAUUUACAUUUUUAUUCCUAUGCGUUGUUUUGUAAGCGGGGCCCCAGUGCACUGCUUUACCCGGGGCCUAUAAUGCUGUUAAGAUGUCACUGAUUCCAGAUUGGGUUGGUAGUGUCUGAAAAGCUGGGCUAAUGAAAUAAGUAAUGGCUUGCUGACAGAAAAUAAAACAACUGAAAAACAACUUUAAAAAUGUUUAAAACAGCAGUUUGCACGAAGUUACUGGCUAGGCUUCAUAAAUUAAAAAGAAAGGAGGAAUAGACUGAUAUAUGUCAGUUGCUUGUAGUAAAGUGAUUCAGACUAGCAAAUGGCUUGUCAAACACAAUAACAUCCUUGCCGACAUGGAGGCCAUUUUAAUUUUGCCACAACGACUGGCAAUGGUGUGGAAUAUAGGUUCAGUUUCUCAGGAACAGCAAAAGAUUCUUCCCUGGUGAAGGCGGGGAUAACCUUCACCAGUCCAAAGUGAAGGGGUGGAGACAGGGCACCAACGUUAGUUGUCAGAGGCACCCGCAGUUCCAGGCCAGGAGGCCGCAAACUGGAUUUCAUGCUGUAGGCUAAAAGGUGAGACUUGGUACAAGGGAGCCCCACUGUAGGCUGGACCGGGUAAGCAGUCACUUGAGUAUGGUCUAAAAAUAAAUAAGUCAGAGCCAGAAGACGUGUGGCUACAACUGCAUAAACAAAUGCGAUUUAAGUCCUAAAUGGCAUAGCAUUAAGCAGUGAGAAUUCAGGGGCAUGAUUUAUACCAGGGGUACCAGGUAUCUGUAAUAGAGUACCAGGGGUAGGAACCCUUUGACACACCAAAUGUUGUGGACUACAUCUCCCCUGAUGCUUUCCUAGCAUUUCGGAUGUAAGAGCAUAAUGGGAGACAUAGUCCAUAAUAUCUGGUGUGCCGAAGGUUGCCUACCCCUGAUCUAUCAACUAAAAUUGCUUCAUUAAGCCAAAGUUGUUUUGGUGUUUGGAGUGUCACUUUAAUAGUUAUUUAAUUAUGACUUAAAGAAGCACCAUAAGUAUAGGCUGUUGUAGUGGUUAUAAUGCUAGUAGGUUUUUGACAUCAUCCCCUGGUUCUAUUGUAAAAUGUUUUUUUUGUUUUUUGUUUUUUUUUAGUGGUUUAAUACAGACCGAGGAUACCACAUGUGACCAUAGCCUGGCCCCUAUUUCACUGUAUCACAAAUGUAAAACUUUUAUAUUAGUGCAUGAGGAAUAGUAAAUUCAUCAAUAUUUAAAUGCCAUGGAUUGUCUGCAGGCACCUGUGUGGACACUUCGAUUGUGUCAAAUUGCUGGAACCCAUUUGAAACACAACCCUGGGAUAGUACCAGAAGCCUGCUAGCACCAUAACCACUGUAACAGGCUGUAAUUACUAUAGUGCUAACAGUAGCCCUUUAGAAUUCUGCUUAUCUUUGCUACCUAGAUGAUCACUUGCGUUUAAAAAAAAUUAUGCUCCUUCAGCUUUUAGAACAUCAGCGCAGAACCACCUGGAAGUACCCAUCAGAUUCUACUUGGUGGAAGAACCUCAGGGCAAAAAUAAAGGCCAAUGAAGAAAAUACAAACGUGAGUCUUUUUUUCCUGGAAGGGAAGUUACCAUUUUUAUAAACGCCAUAUGUCAAAGAAAUAUAAAUGAUUAAAAUAUAUUACCAUACAAGCUGCUUAUUGUUACUACUAAUCUGAGAAGGGCAUAGUAAGCCUGAGUACAGGAGCACUGUUACAAUCCUUGAAUUAAUUAAUCCUUUCAGGCCAAGAGGUUAUGCAAAUAUGAUGGUCAUAUCAUGCCAUCUGUUAUGAAGGGGUUAAAAAUGCAAACAUAAAUGUUUCUUUUAUUGUGUAAAAUCUAACCCAUUGAAUGUUUAGGUGUAAAUACAGUAGUGAUAGCUUUGUGGAUGAUUUUUGCGAGCUAAUUCUGUCAUUAUUCUUCCAUUUUUAUCCCCUAUCUUUUCUCAAAUUGUCUUUCUGCAUUAUAUUAUAUUCUGUAUAUAUUUUUUUUUCUCCCCCAUAGUUUUUCUCACUCUGUAUUGUAAAUGUCUGUUUUUUUUCCAGAUCCUCUUCCCUUUUCCCAGAAUUAAUAAGCAGUGCCAGUAACGCUUGUUUGCUUUAUAUAAUUAAAUUAAAGCUCAUUUGAAAAACUGCUUCUAUACUGGUUGUUUCAUGCUUCAAAGGGCAUUUAAAGGAUCACGAUAGGGUCAGGAACACAAACAUGUAUUCCUCACCCUAUAGAGUUAAAACCACCAUCUGGGCCCCUCAUGCCUCCAUAAAUAUUGCAACAUCUUACUGUAUUCAAGCCAGAAGCUGUAACUCUGCAUGCUGUUUGCCUCAAAAAAACAAACAAAAAACAAGCAUCAGAAGUGGUAGCCUGCUUAAAAUCACAGUGCUUCCCCAUAGGAUUGGCUGAGACUGACAAAGAGGCAGACCAGGGGCAGAGCCAGCAUGAUUCAAACACAGCCCUGGCCAAUCAGCAUCUCCUCAUAGAGAUUAAUUGAAUCAGUGAAUCUCUAUGAGGAGAGUUCAGUGUCUGCAUGCAGAGGGAGGAGAUACUGAAUGUUUGGAUGCAUUUUAGGCAGCCAUGACCCAGAAAGGAUCUCUAACCGCUAUCUGAGGAGUGGCCAGUGAAGGUAUCGCUAGGCUGUAAUGUAAACACUGCAUUUUCUCUGAAUAAAUUCAAUAAGCCAUAGUUGUUCUGGUGACUAUAGUGUCCCUUUUUAUUAUUAUUAUUAUUAUUAUUGCCAUUUAUAUAGUGCCAACAGAUUCCGUAGCGCUUUACAAUAUUUAAGUGUAUAAUGGAGAAACAUAUAUUAUUUUAUUGUAAAUGUACUUUAUAUAUUGAAAACUUGUUUUGUUUUUUUGACCUAACUACACUUGUGUAUGUCAUCUGGUGGGGUUUUUUGUUUGUUACUUUUUAUUUAAAUUUUUUGCAAACCUUUUGGUGGUGCUUAUUAAUGUAUUGUGUCCAUAAAGAUAUGUAUAAACUAUGUAUCUGGUUCUAGGCUUUGGCAUUGCAAACCUCCCUUCCUAUGAAUUACUACACUGUGUUUCACCAUGUCAGAGAGGAGUUGCCUAGUAACUGCAUCAUUGUGAGUGAGGGAGCUAAUACGAUGGACAUUGGCCGGACCAUGCUCCAGAACUACCAACCACGACACAGGUAAACAGCAUUUUCAUGGCUGCUUUACGAACGUGCACAAAAUAGUACACAAUGAGUCAACAGUUAAUUAAAUUGGACCUUUCAUUGUUAUGUAAUAUGCAACUGUUUCCAAUAUACCCAAGAGUGCCAUGUCUAACAAGUACACAGAAGGGUCCAAUGAAGCUGUGGGGUUCUUGGUCGUGACAGUUAUAUUUUCCAGCUUUCAUAGAAAUGCAUAAUAGUGCUCUUUGGAAGUGUGGAUACAUGUUUCGUCCAUAUUGUUUAAGAAGAUUAAAUAGCCAGUAAUUUUAGCUAUCAAUGAUUGGUGGAUGAUGUCACUUGGAAGGCUUACCGGCAGUUAGCUCACUACGCACCUUCCACCAUUGUAAGUACCCAAACUAUUCUAGAAUGGUUUGAUUUCUUCAUUUUGGGGCCCCCUGGGCACCAUUCUUUUAAAUAAAAUAAAUAAAAAAAUCUACCUUUUUAUUAAGUGUAAGGUCACAGGUCGACUUUAGAGUGACACUGUCAUUUAUGUGAUCUUUGCAUUUUUUUACAUAGACCCUCCACGGUGACAUGUCUGCUAACACUGGGAACCUGUGAAAAUGGGGGAAGGAUUAUUUGUAAUGCUCUUGAAGGGGAAAGAUGCUUGACCUUCUCUCUCUGCAGUGGCACCAUAAUCCACUUGAGCUCUGCUAACCGUUCUGGUAGCUUCAUCUGCAGGGAGCCCACGUUUAUGAUAAUACAAAACAAUGGUUUAUGGAACAUGCAUGGGGGUCUCUAUAGAUGAUUGUGACCAGGUGCCGUGAAAUACCAUAGGAAUCUAUUGGGCAUCACAUAAGAAGAUGCCUGUUGCCGUUAGUUGUUGCUUACGGUUGCAAGAUGUGAAAGCAGAAGCUACCGAUCCUCAAUCCUUUGCCAUAUUUUGGCAAAAUGUUUUAAGUCCAUGUCGGUCAGUGAGUAAAUGUAACUUACAGGUGAAAAUCCAGUUAAGUAUGUAUACUCCCCUUGAGGUAUAUUUCUGCUGUAUUUGUUUUUUUCACUUGUUUCUGUACAAAUCACCACACACCGUGUCAUCUGCUUUUAGCUCUGUCCACUCCAGAAAGUAGCGUGUCCACUCAGAGCCUUUCUUUAUGUUCUAAGGUUUCUGAAUGUUUGCACAUGCGUAAUCCAAUGCAAGGAUUAAAAGUUAGUUGGGCACUUGCUUUUUUUUUUUUUUUUUUGCAGUACAGAUGUACAAAUGGAUCAGUCACUAUCGGACACAGAUCAAUCACGCCUGUAUGUCUGCACUGUAUGUAGUGAAUACAGACUGCUUAGCAAGUUUCAAAGUUCUCUGUAAACUGCCCCACUCUUGGGGGGGAGGUUCUGUGACUUCUCUGUAACUAGAUCAGUUACCAGCUUUCUACUAAUAUUAGUUAUUAGAUUAAUUAAACCCAUAAUUCUUUGCUGUGCUUCCGGUUGACAGCUGUGUUAUUUGACAUUGCAUGUUUGCAGGGAAGUACAGAAAAUCUGAUGUUUUCGUCUUACAUACAGGUUAGGGACCAGCAAAAAAUAAGUAUUUUAGAAUGGGGAAGGUGACAGAGGGAGCAGUGUUAAAAUACAGAUUGCUGUAAAAUAUUUUUUUCUGUAAACAUAGUUCAUAAGGCAAGCCAAAAGCUUGGAAUCUUCUUAAUUUAAAGUUCUAGACUUAACCCUUUAUUUUUUUUCUGUGUUCAAUUUGUUUCAGCAUUUAAAUAAUUGCAUGUAAAUGUGUGUAUUACACCAUAAAAUACAUCCUCAUUACAAACUCAUUGUUUUGUAACAGAUUGGAUGCUGGCACAUUUGGCACAAUGGGAGUUGGCCUGGGGUUUGCCAUAGCAGCAGCAAUGGUGACAAAAGAACAGAGCCCUGAACAACGAGUGAUAUGCGUGGAGGGAGACAGCGCCUUUGGUUUUUCUGGUAUGGAAGUUGAAACAAUGUGCCGGUAAGAUUUCUUGUAAAGUUAUUAUAUAUAUUUUUUUUUUUGUAGUGUCUAAGGAUAUGCAUCAUGUAGAAAAGAAAGUGAUCUGUGGGAAAUUUGUUUGAAAUAAAACUCCCAAGGCUAUUUGCUUUGUAUGAACUACCCAGUCACUUAUAAAGUAAAAGUAAAUCUAUCACUUGAAAUACGAAACCUAUUAAUGGAAUACAUAUUUGUAUUCCCAACGCUAUAGAGCCUAUGUCACCUUUUAGGUGACUAGAGCCCCGUUCUGUAGUAAAUAAAUGGCUAACCAUUUAUUUGCUUACCUUAAUCCAGCGCCAGGCUCCCUCAGCUCUGGUGACCUCUCCUCCAUCUACGUCAGCUCCUGAGUGGAGCCGCAUGCGCGCACAUUUAAAUCCACCCAUAGGAAAGGAUUACUCAAUGCUUUCCUAUGGAGAUCUUUUUUGAUGCUGGACUCCGUGAGGAUGUCCAGCGUCAAAUAAGUGCGAUUUACUCCGUAUAAAUCGUGGAAGUGGCCUCUAGUGGCUGUCAGGGAGGCAGCCACUAUAGGCUGGAUUAACCCUGCAGUGUAAACAUAGCAGUUUCUCUGAAACUAUUUUCAGCUGCAGGGUUAAAACUAGGGGGACCUGGUACCCAGACCACUUCAUUGAGUUGAAGAGGUCUGUGUGCCUAUAGUGGUCUUUUAACUAUGGAAAAUAUUUUCAGAACAAUCUUACUGGUUCCAGUUAUUACAUGUAUAUUGAGUGUGAUUUAAAUGUACUCUUCCACGUAUUCUGAUGAAUAUAAAAUGUUAUAGCAUUACUAAUCUAUAGAGGACAUUGUCCCUAUUACUUUCAUGCCAAUGUCCUUGAUUUGUGUAUCAAAUGUUUAAAUAUUAGACUUGUAAUCCUGAUGGUAGUCUGUACUUUAACAAAUCAUUUUUUAAAAUGUUAUUUAUUUCUUUAUUCUCUCUAGAUACAACCUGCCCAUCAUUAUCAUAGUUAUAAAUAACAAUGGGAUAUACAGUGGAUUUGAUGAGGAUACUUGGGCUGAAAUGUUAAAGUCUGGUGAUCCGGAGUCUAUGUGAGUAUACACCUGCAUGGUGGACAAACCUUGCCUCUGGUAAGGAUGACUAGGAUAUAUAUAUCAUAAAUUCCCAAAGUGUAUGGGUUAGGAAUACAUUCAAGUGUCCUUCCCAAGUAGAGGUAUAUCAAGUUCCAUCCUCAGGCUUUUCCUUCAGUUUCUUCCCAAGAAAACUCAACUUCCCAAAUCAGUGAUAUACGUUUACUAAGUCCACUACUCAUUGCAAUGAACAUGUUGGUGUUCCACCCAUCAACCCAGUGUUAUUCUUGUUGUACUUCCACAGGCUUUGAAUGAUCUGAUACAUUUCUUUGGGUAUCCAACAGCCUAAUGUAACCAUAAGAGAUAUGCAGUGUCCUUAACACUUUCCUAAUUUUUUUUAAUACAGUUUAUUAAAUCUGUCACAUUUGUUCCAGCUGUUGCUUUUUCGUGCCCUAACUUUGGUAUUUGAAUGUACAUAAUUUUAAUCGACACCGCGGAUUUAUGAAUAUUUGCACGGUUUUCUGAACUGAUAUUUCUAAGAAAACGAAUGGAAUUUGCUAUUCUGAAAACCAUCACUUACGCAAAUAUGUUCAAAAUAAUGAUGAAAUUGAACCUUCCUGUGUGAUGGCCUUUUACCGGAACCACCAGUCCCGGCUAUGGGUGUGAGAUCGCAUCCAUGUGUGUUAUCAAUAUACAUGUUAUUCCCAGAGUUAGACCUGGUAGAUUUCCAUCUCCGUAUAAAGCUUCAGGUGUCCUGCACUGAGAACAAUAAUCCCAGUUUCCUUUAUAUCCUUUAAUGAUUUUUUAUUUUUUUUGUAUCCGGAUGAUCUGUGUGUGACUCCCAAUUGUCCAAUUCCUUCACAUCAUCAUACAACUGAUAGAAGUCUGCCCUACUGCUAGCUUGAAUGAGGCCAUAGACUUAGCUGAAAGGAUCCAUAGCCUUGCCACAGUCUUAUUAUACCAUAGUACUAAGCCUGAGUGUUGCAUCUUCAGUCAGUCCCUUCGGUAACUAGCACUGCACAGUAGCAGGCAUUCUGAGAAGCUUCUUGGUGUCUUAAUUCACUGGCCCGCUGAAUUUCGCACAGGUUAGGCAUAUUUGGUUUGAGGAUUUUUUUUAUGGUUUUCACAAGACUUAGUACUCCUUUGCCAAGACAUAAGCCUUUGAUGCUUGACUCAUUUUCCAGGCAUCCUGUAGUUUGUUCUGUUUGUCUGGCUCAUCUGUCAAGAAUUUGGUUAAAUUGGGUCUCUAAAUUUUUGUACUUUCUGCCACAGAAUUCAUAAUUUCAUAAGGGACAAACCAGACACCGCUACGAAUUGGGAACAAUAUUUUAGGCAUUCAUAGGUUUAUUCUGUUUGCUAUUUCCAGUGCACCUCCUCUUUCUCUUAAACCGAAUGCCCACUACGAGCAGGUAAUGACUGCGUUUGGUGGGAAAGGAUACUUUGUUCGUACUCCUGACGAGCUACAACUUGCGCUAAAACAAAGUCUAGCCGAAAAGAGGGUGCCAUCGCUUAUCAAUGUCAUGAUUGAUCCGCAGUCAGACAGAAAGAAACAGGUAACUUUUUACUAUUUUGGGAUGACUUACAAUUUGAUACAAUAUUUCUUCAUAUUUCUAAGAAGAAAAAGGGGAGAUUAUGUGUGUAAGAAGCAGUGCAGACAUUAGCAACCUAAGCAUGCGGCUUGUCCAGUCCCAGUUUAAUCUAAAACGGUGCUCUGAUUACGUCUGCACAAUGUAUAUAAGACUCCACGGCCAUCCCAUACACACAAAAUGUUAAACAGAAAAGUUUGAAACAAGACUGUAGUUAUCUAAAUUCAUGGCUACCAAACGCUGGGCUCUUCUUCCACCACACUGCUCCCAAGCUCAGUGCUAGGAAUAAUGUAUCCAAAACAAUCCAUGCUUUAGCAGAAGUACGAGCACAUUGAAGGACCAAACUUCAAAUGGGACAAUGCUGUUCCAUUUCUUUAAAUUGCAGCUUUUAUGGGAACAUUUAAAGUAAAUGUUCCACAUUCCAAGGAGGGGGCAUAACAAAAGCAAAUUAAAAUAAACAGGAAUAUAAACAUCUAAUUGCAGACAUGCAUUCUUCAUAGGUACAACCAACUCAAACACUAAACACACAAGCAGGGCUGUCUUAACGCAUGGACACACUUGGCAGUUGCUCGGAGGCCCCACAAGCACAGGAGCCCCACUGGCUUGCCAACUUUUCAGUAUAUUAUUCCGGGAGAUUUAUUUAGAACCUUUAAACCGUCUUUAUUAAAACUUCUAGGUGGACUUAUCACCUCAAUAUCAGCUGUUAUCUAUACAUGCUAUCUUGCUGUAGUGGGAAAGUAAUACACACAUACUAAUUAUACAUAAAGACAAAAUCAACCCACAACAUUUUUUGAAGCUGUAAAGCUAUAAUAAUUUUUAAAAAUCCAUAUCAGUUGCUUCCACCUGCCACUUUAAAAACUUGGUUUAACUCUCUGGCAAUCUUUUGCCAUAAAUAUAUGGUAGUGUUAUCUUCCUUGUGUAAAUUCCAGUAUUCAUUUACUUGUUCUGAUGUAUUUUUUUCUUUCAGGAGUUCCACUGGCUGACCCGUUCCAAUUUAUGAUUGACAAAGUCAUAUCUGCAGGCCCAGAAGAUUGUAUUUUAGAUUUGAAAUUAUCCAAACCCUCCAUAAUUAAUAUAAAAUGUUGAAGCUUUCCUGCUUUUGUUUUCCAAACACCAGACUUGCCUUCUUCUGAGUACAAUGUUAAUAAUAAUAAUAAUAAUAAUAAUGGAAAAUAUGUCUAACAAUUAAUUUCAAAUGUUGUUCUCUAAGCUGAUGCUUUAAAUGCUGAUAAUUAUUGAAUAAAUGUG